AUGAUUCCGGUAAUUAUUGGCGUUGCCGAUAUCAAAAAUCGGUCAAUUGCAGUUGACGAUGCAAAAGAGCCGGCAACUCUAAUGCUUGAGGCGAUUGGCUCUGCCAUUCAAGAUGCCACUACCUCACGGGAAUUUGCGGAGGCCAUGCGAUCUAGUAUCGAUAGUAUCGACGUCGUUCGCACUUGGACUUGGCCCUAUGCGGAUCUGCCGGGACUCCUUUCGGAAAAACUUGGAGUUCAAACGAAGCAUCGCGGCUACAGUGAACACGGCGGGAAUCAACCGGCCAAACUUUUGGAUGAAGCAGCUCGGCGAAUCGCGACCGGUGAGAACAAAGUCGCCGUGUUGACUGGUGCGGAAGCCCUAGCUUCCUGUAAGAAGUCCUUCCGUUUCGUAGUUCACAUACAUUAUACUGAUGAAAUAGUGGCCGCCUGUGUAAAACAGGGCAAGGUUCCACCUUCUGGAUGGACCACGCCUGCAGAGUCGGUGAAGAGUGUUUUCUCGCCCACUACCAGGGAAUUGAAAAAAGAAGAUAUCGGUGGUUUGCACUCUGUGGGCGCACCGAUCCAUAUCUAUCCGUUAUACGAGAACGGGUUCCGGGCUCAUCGUGGCCAGUCGAUCAAGGACAAUCAUGAAGAGUCGACCGCUCUUUAUGCCGACUUCAGUAAGGUCGCGGCUUCCAACCCUUAUUCAUGGAACCAUGGCAACGGCACCGAAACGGCGCAGUCGAUUGGAACGGUAUCCAAGAAGAAUCGCAUGAUUUGCUUCCCAUAUCCCCUUCUGAUGAACGCCUUCAACACGGUAAACCUGGGGGCAGCUUGUAUAUUGACCUCGACGGAAUUUGCAAAGCAGCUGCAGGUUCCGCGCGAGAAAUGGAUCUACCCACUUGGCGGUGCUGGAUUCAAAGAGCGUGACUUAUUUUGGGAACGCCCUAAUUUCUUCGAAAGCUCGGCCAUUUCGAAUUCACUCGAUCAGUGUCUUGGUGCCAGCGAGCUCACCGGGAAUGAGAUUGAUGUCUAUGAUUUCUACUCGUGUUUCCCAAUUGUGCCCAAGCUUGCCUGCCACCACCUCGGUAUUUCAAUCACCGAGCCAAAGAAACCUAUUACGGUCCUUGGUGGCCUCACUUCCUUUGGAGGCGCUGGAAACAACUAUUCGAUGCAUGCAAUCACCGAGAUGGUGCGCCGCCUACGUCAAGGAGCCGGACACAACGGUCUGAUACUGGCUAACGGCGGAUUCUUAUCCUACCAACAUGCGAUCUGCAUUUCAACCCAGCCUCGGAAAACCCCCGAUUCUUAUCCGGACAGCAGGGCGCUACACUCUGGGCCAGCGGAUCCCAUUCCUCCUAUAGACUCAGAGGCAGAAGGCGAAGCGAAAAUUGAGACCUACACGGUUGAAUUCAAUCGAGAUGGCAGCCCGGAGCAAGCGUACAUUGUAGGACGCUUGACGGGGAGCAACCAUCGCUUUUUGGCAAAUCAUGGAGAUCAAAUUACUUUGAAACGACUUGCAUCGAGUUCCGAAGAGCCGAUCGGCAAGGUUGGCACCGUGGUGCCUGAUCCAACAGGGGAAAAGGGGCAAAGAAGAAACCUGUUCUAUCUGAACGAUAACUCGAGGCUGUAG
Molecule: messenger RNA, 1614 nt
Organism: Penicillium cinerascens
Lineage: Eukaryota; Fungi; Ascomycota; Eurotiomycetes; Eurotiales; Aspergillaceae
Product: Thiolase
Exons: 6
Coding region: 1-1614 (537 amino acids)
Molecular function (GO): acyltransferase activity
Source: RefSeq, a predicted model, not a curated record